UUGUCAAUUCAAUUAAAUGACUCGUAGUUAAUGAAAAUUGAUCAUUUUCUCGGAUCACCCCAAAACAUCCUUCCACUGAAAUUGUUUUCCACUUACUGUUAACACUCUUCCCCGUACUUCCUUCUCCACAACCAGAAUCAUCCAAAAAAACUCUCCUUUCUGCAAAUGGCCGAGGCUUUGCUGGGAAUUGUAAUUCAAAACUUGCAAUCUCUUGGCCGAGACCAACUUUCAUCGUGUUGGGGUGUUGACCAACAGACUCAAAAGCUUUCCAGCAAUCUCACUGCAAUUCGUGCUGUCCUCAGAGAUGCAGAGAGAAAGCAAAUAACAAGCCAUGCUGUGAAGGAUUGGCUGCAGAAACUCACAGAUGCAGCAUAUGUGCUGGAUGAUAUCUUGGAUGAAUGUUCAAUUCACUCCACAAAGAUGCAUUCUCUUGAUGGUCAUACUUCAUGCCUAUCCCGUCUCCAUCCUAAGGACAUUCUCUUUCGUUUUCAUAUUGGAAAGAGGAUGAAAGACAUCACCCAAAGGUUUGAUGUCAUUCAUGAAGAGAGACGCUCGCUUGGAUUGUGUGUCGGUGUCACAGAGAAGCAAGUAGUGGAUGAUGAUGAUGAUUGGCGCCAAACUACCUCUGUCAUUACCGAACCCAUAUUCUGUGGCAGAGACCGGGAUCGAGAGGAAAUUGUGAAGUUUCUCUUGGAAGAGGCUAGUAACAGUGAAGACCUCAACAUUUAUCCCAUAGUUGGUAUGGGUGGACUUGGGAAAACAACUCUUGCCAAGCAGGUCUUCAAUGAUCACAGGGUAUGCAAACAUUUUGACUUGACAAUUUGGGUGUAUGUUUCUGUUGAUUUCAAUAUGAAGGAAAUUCUGCAAUCCAUCAUAGAAUAUGUCACUGGACAAAACCCCAAUUUCCAAUCUUUAGAAACAAUGCGGAAAAAGAUUGAAGAAGUGUUGUGCAACAAGAGAUAUUUACUUGUUCUUGAUGAUGUGUGGAAUGAAGACCAAGAACAAUGGAAGCAUUUGAAGGGGAUGUUACAGUGUGCAAGGGGAGCAAAAGGAGCUACCGUUUUGGUCACAACUCGACUGGAGGAAUGUGCUUCCACCAUGGAGACACAUCAUGCGCACCAUUUGAAAGAAUUGUCAGGAGAAGACAGUUGGUCAUUGUUCAAAAGCUUUGCGUUUGGACCAAACAGAGAAGAGAGAGAAGAGCUUGUGGCAAUCGGCAAAGAAAUAAUGAAAAAAUGCGUUGGUUCUCCGCUUGCAAUCAAAACACUGGGAAGCAUUCUGCGUCAUCAAAAUGAGGUAACACAAUGGGAAAAUGUAAAAGAAAGUGAGAUUUGGGAUAUCCGGGAGGAAAGUAGUUUAAUGACCGGUGAGGAAAAUGCUAUUAUGCGUGUUUUGAAACUAAGCUACUUUAAUCUGGAGUUGUCGUUGAGGAGAUGCUUUUCUUUCUGUGCAAUCUUUCCCAAAGGCUUUCAAAUUGUGAAGGAAGAAUUAAUUCAUUUUUGGAUGGCUAAUGAAUUUAUUAAAUGUGAAGGAAGUGUGGGAGUAGAGGAUGUGGGUAAUUAUGUGUGGAGAAAAUUAUACUCUAGAUCAUUUUUUCAAGAAGCAAAGUUUGAUGAGUUUGGGAUGAUUAUAAGUUUCAAGAUGCAUGACCUAUUUCAUGAUCUUGCACAAUUUGUUAUGGGCGAAGAAUGUGUGGUUAUUGAGACAGGGAGAUUUACUGAGUUGUCUGCUAGAGUUCACCAUUUGCGAUUGUUAAAUUAUGAUGUUCCCGUCGAUAUGUCUGCUUUCAAGAAAAUUGAAUCCAUGCGGACUAUUCUGGGUUAUGGUAAUUUUAGUCAGUUGCCAUCAAACCAUGGUGUACGAGCAUUAUGCACAAAAUCUUUUCCAAGGAUUCCACUGAAUGAUUUAGUACAUUUGAGAUACUUGAGUAUGCGUGGCCGUUUGGGGGCAAGUGUGCUUAAUUCAAUUUGUGGGUUGCCGAAAUUGCAAAUAUUGAAACUGAAAUCUUGUACCGAUGUUGAGCUACCCAAAAACUUGACACAAUUACAGGAUUUAAGACAUGUUUUGAUUGAUGAUUGUGCUUCAAUAGCAGAAAUGCCUCCGAAUAUUAGCAAGUUAAGGCAUCUAAGAACACUCAGCAUUUUCGUUGUGGGUUCAAAGCCAGGGUGCGGGUUAGCAGAGUUGCACAGCUUAAAACUGGGAGGCGCGCUGAGAAUCAGAGGCCUAAACAACGUCCCCAGUGAAUGGGAUGCUAAACAAGCAAAUCUGAUUGGUAAGAAGGAGUUGAAUAUCCUGCACUUGUCAUGGGAUGGUAGUGCUAAUUCAAAAAGUAGUAAUGUUAGUGUGGAGAGAGUACUGGAAGCCCUGGAACCUCCGUCAACUCUGAAGAGUUUUGAGAUGAAUGGAUAUGAGGGAAAACAGCUAUCCAGUUGGAUGAGAAGUUCCAUAGUUUUGAGAGACUUGGUGAAAGUUAAGCUCUGGAACUGUGGAAACUGUGAGGAGCUUCCCCCAUUUGGUAAACUACCACACCUGAAAAGGCUAGAACUGAGUGGAAUGAAAAAUGUGAAGUGCAUAGAUGGUGAGACGUAUGACGGUGCGGAGGAGAUGGCAUUUCCAUCGUUGGAGGAAUUGAGUGUGUAUUAUUUACCGAAUUUGGAGAGGUUGUUGAGGGAUGAAGGAGUAGAGAUGCUCCCUCGUCUUUCCCAAUUAACAAUUAAAAAGGUCUCCAACUUUAAAUUCCCACGUCUUCCUUCUGUUGAGAAACUUUAUGUUGAAAGCAUUGACGAUGUGGAAAGGGUUGUGGGGAAUACGCCUUGUCUAAAGACCCUGAAUAUUGUCUCGAUUAAAGGAGUAAAGACACUACCUGACAAACUCGGCAUGCUGAAUGCAUUAGAGGUCCUUUACAUUGAUGAUUGGUAUGAUUUGAAGUAUUUUCCAGAACAUGUCUUGGAAGGUCUAACUUCUCUUCGAAUCUUACGUAUUUAUAGCUGUGAGAAAUUAAAAUCCUUGUCUGAAGGUGUUCGACAUUUGGCAUGUCUUCAGCGUUUGAUAAUCUGCGGUUGUCCAGAGCUGGUGGCUCUACCAAACAAUAUGAGCCAACUAACUGCCCUUCAGCACGUGUCAAUCAUUUUCUCCACAUUACCAGAUGGCUUACAACGUGUCCCCUCCCUACGUUCUUUGUAUAUAUCCGAUUGCAAGUCUACUUCAUUGCCGGACUGGCUGGGAGACAUCACUUCCCUUCAAGAAUUAGACAUUUGGUAUUGUAAGGAGUUGAGGUCACUGCCGAGUAGCAUUCAACGCCUCACCAACUUGUCUUCUUUAAGUAUAAGCAACUGUCCUUAUCUGAAGAAGCGGUGCAAUAGGGAAACAGGAAAGGAUUGGCAAUACAUAAACCACAUUCCAAAUAUAAAAUGCGAAUAAACAUUUUGAGGGCUCGUUAACGAAAGAUUGAAAUGGAUAGACACUCGUACGAUAGAAGAGGGAAGAGGUUGACGUCUGUUUAUCUGAAUAUGGCUCAUUGUUGUAAAUAUGGUUGAGUAAUAAGUUGGAACUUUGACUGUAAUUCUUUUAAACUAUCAUUGUGUAAUUUUUAAUAUAGUAAUCUUCAGUAAGAUCAUAUGUCAUGCCAUAACCUCUGACUUUGUAAUGUUAACUGUUGUGUCGGUAUUCAAAUCAUGAUGUUUGGAAGCUUGUUCUC
Messenger RNA from Vigna unguiculata (cowpea), 3697 nucleotides. Its product is annotated as putative disease resistance protein RGA4. The record is from RefSeq and is a predicted model, not a curated record. Lineage: Eukaryota; Viridiplantae; Streptophyta; Magnoliopsida; Fabales; Fabaceae. Gene Ontology annotation, molecular function: ADP binding.